UGACAUUUUUUCUCGGGAUCACUUAUGUCAAAUAAUUGCCGAUUCGGAAUUCGCUUGCUCAUGUUUGGUUUCGUUUUACUUGAAGGUAUAUAAUCGAAUUUGUUUGAUCCUGGUUCCAGCACGCUAAUACUCGCCAAAAAUCUAAUACCUUAAGAUUCCGUCAUGGAUCAGAACAUGGACAUAAACGCUUUCGAGGGUCGCAUCGUCAAGAUGGAGGUGGACUACAGUGUCACUUGUGACGAAAAGAUUCCUCUGUGCAAAGAGAUGGCCAAAAAUGAGAAUAAGUUCAAUGAGGCUCUGGAAAUUCUGCUACAGUUGGAAAAACAAACCCGUAUCGGAGCUGAUAUGGUGUCUAGUUCGCGAGUUCUAAUUGCCAUCGUUCAAAUAUGCUUCGAGGCAAACAAUUGGAACUAUCUCAACGAGUACAUAACAAUCCUAGUGAAAAGGCGCUCACAAUCGAAACAAGCAGUGGCGAAAAUGAUUCAGGAAUGCUGCACCUACGUUGAUAAGACUCCAGACAAGGAAACAAAAUUGAAACUUAUUGAUACGUUACGUACCGUCACGGAAGGUAAGAUUUACGUGGAAGUGGAGCGUGCCCGUCUGACCAAAAUGUUAGCCGACAUCAAAGAAACGGAUGGUGAUGUCACCGGGGCUGCUUCGAUCAUGGAAGAGCUGCAGGUCGAAACCUAUGGUUCAAUGGAUAAGCGUGAGAAGGUUGAGCUUAUAUUGGAACAGAUGAGACUGUGCCUGGCAAAGCAAGACUUGGUUCGUACACAGAUCAUCGCUAAGAAAAUCAGCAUCAAAUUUUUCAAUGAUGCUGCACAACAGGAUUUAAAGUUGAAGUAUUACGACUUAAUGAUUCGCUUGGAUAAAGAAUCGAAUUUUAUCAAAACUUCACGACACUAUCUGGCUAUUGUCGAUUCAGAAAUGAUUGCAAAGGACACUGAACACAGACAGAGGAUGAUGAUCUAUGCAGUUCUCUAUUGCAUUCUGGCCCCGUACGACAACGAACAAGUGGAUAUGAUGCAUAAUUUAUCGAAAAAUAAGUUACUUGAGGAACUACCCGUUUACAAGGAACUGUUGAGACUAUUCAUGUGCAAAGAACUGAUUAAUUUUGAUGCCCUUUGUACCGUAUACGGUGCAGAACUGAACACGUUCGACAUCUUCAACCAGGAAACAACUCAUGGUAAAAAGUGCUGGGCCGAACUGAAGAAUCGACUGAUCGAGCACAACGUGCGGAUUAUUUCCAACUACUACACUCGUAUCAAUUUGAAACGCAUGGCCGAGCUUUUGGAUCUCAGUGAGCAUGAGUGCGAAGAAUAUCUCUCUCGAAUGGUGAACUCGAGUACGUUAAAAGUGAAAACCGACCGGCCGGCUGGAAUUAUUCACUUCUCGAGCAAGAAGGUAGCAUCGGAAAUUCUGAAUGAUUGGGCUUUCGGACUGAACGAGCUCAUGAAUCUGGUAAACAAAACGUGUCAUCUAAUCAACAAAGAGGAGUGCAUCAACAACGUAAUGCCGGCACCAAGUGUUACGAAUGUGGCCUCGUCAUAGAUCGACUUAUUAGACGUUGUAUCGAGAACUCCGAUUGUAUUAGAACAGUUUUCUUUUUCAAUAAAUCAAAAACGAAAUUGAUA
Molecule: messenger RNA, 1634 nt
Organism: Malaya genurostris
Lineage: Eukaryota; Metazoa; Arthropoda; Insecta; Diptera; Culicidae
Gene: Rpn5
Product: 26S proteasome non-ATPase regulatory subunit 12
Exons: 4
Coding region: 163-1551 (462 amino acids)
Cellular component (GO): proteasome regulatory particle, lid subcomplex; cytoplasm; nuclear proteasome complex
Source: RefSeq, a predicted model, not a curated record